Molecule: messenger RNA, 502 nt
Organism: Schistocerca serialis cubense
Lineage: Eukaryota; Metazoa; Arthropoda; Insecta; Orthoptera; Acrididae
Gene: ATPsynCF6
Product: ATP synthase-coupling factor 6, mitochondrial
Exons: 4
Coding region: 105-428 (107 amino acids)
Biological process (GO): proton motive force-driven ATP synthesis
Molecular function (GO): proton transmembrane transporter activity
Source: RefSeq, a predicted model, not a curated record
ACGCCACUAACGGAGUGGUUCCGCUCCCCGUCCGCCAUUAGCGCCUGAGCAUCUGAUAGCGGUCGUUCUCGGUGGAAGUGAUCGCGAUAAAUAAGUUGUGCACAAUGCUCACAUCUCAUUUUCUGCAGCGUUCAAAGAAAGCCAUCCCCCUUCUGCUUCGGCGCAAUUUUGGUAUAGUUGCACCUGCCCUCCAGAAGGCUACAGAUCCGAUUCAGCAGUUAUUCAUCGAUAAAGUUAGAGAUUAUGCCAAGAGAAGCCAGGCAGCAGGAGGAAAAUUAGUGGAUAUGACUCCUGAAAUAGAACGUGAAUGGAAAGCAGAACUGGAAAAGGUAGCAAAGCAGUUUGGUGGCAAGCCUGGUGAAGAUAUGACAAAAUUCCCAGCUUUCAAGUUCACAGAUCCAAAGAUUGAUCCUAUCAACAUGUCCUAAUUGUAUGGAAAUCAACUCAGUUAGUGUUAAUUCUCAUUGUAAAUAUUGAUUAAAUAAAUGUUGUUAAUAUCAGA